Molecule: messenger RNA, 180 nt
Organism: Racocetra fulgida
Lineage: Eukaryota; Fungi; Glomeromycota; Glomeromycetes; Diversisporales; Gigasporaceae
Source: the annotation of a GenBank genome assembly
AUCUUCGAUAUAUUAACUAUGAUGAUUAUGAAGUAACUUAUAAAAUAAAUGGUCGAGGUCAGGCUAUGUAUAUAAAUGAUAAAGAAGAUUUUUUAAAUUUUAUAAAAGAAUAUAAAGAACCUGAUAAUUUGGCAAAAAGGAUGUAUAUCUACAUUAUUCUAAAAGAACCAGAACAAUUUU